Molecule: messenger RNA, 6051 nt
Organism: Ziziphus jujuba (common jujube)
Lineage: Eukaryota; Viridiplantae; Streptophyta; Magnoliopsida; Rosales; Rhamnaceae
Product: auxin response factor 19
Exons: 14
Coding region: 1436-4702 (1088 amino acids)
Biological process (GO): response to hormone; regulation of DNA-templated transcription
Cellular component (GO): nucleus
Molecular function (GO): protein binding; DNA binding
Source: RefSeq, a predicted model, not a curated record
GUCUGCGUAUAACAUAACACAAGCAUUAUAUAUCAAUAAUCACCGUAUUGGAUUAAGAUAAUCUUCUUCUUCGUAUUUAAAAAAAAAAAAAUACAAAAUAAAUUUAAGCUAAAGAGUGAUUUGCUUUGCUUGAGACUAUUGCAUGUCGGCUUUGUACAUUUCGCAUAUAAUAGAAAAACCUAUCUGUCUUGAGUUUUGCAAGUCGGACUCUGAUUCCUCGGCGACAAGUUAGUUUCUUCCACCUUGAUCCCGUCGACAAUACCCUGUUCAUAUACUCACCCGGUCUCUAACAACUCGAAACAAUCAAUUAUUUUUAUAAUUUUUUUUUGGGUCCUCGUUCCACGAUUUUCCAUUUUUGGGUUUCAUUGGUAUUUCUGGGUUUCUCCUAUUUUUGAUCAUCUCCCUCGCUGACACUGCUUUCUGGUGGUUCCUUUUUUUUUUUUUUUUUUUUUUGGGUUCUGACAGCGAGUGGCUUGCUUUUUGUUUUUAUUUUUUUAUUUUUUUGUCAAAGUGGGUUUUUGAUGUGGUGAAUUUCCGGAAGUUGGAUUCCGGCGUCGAAAUGGAAUCUGUGGUGCGAGAGAUUCUAAUUCACUUUGCUGAUUCGAAUGUUUUGAACACAAAGUUGUAAAUUUUGUUCCUUUCCUUUCCUUCCCAUCCCUUUAUGUUUUCUGGGUCGACGGAAAGAGGUUUCAUUGCAUCAAUUUGUUAUAGUUGAGAUCGUAACUAAGUAUUCAGCUUUGGUUGUGAAUUCUCAAAAUCAUUGAGCUGUCAUACCAGUAAAAUAGCUGGAAUGGAAAGCUAAAGUUGGGAUUUUUAGCAAUUUGUAAAGCUUGGAGAAAAGUAAUGUUUAGAGAAAACGUCACUGAUUUUUUGAAGCUUGGGAAGCAGGCCGAGGUUUAUCACCCGGGUUCAAUGUGAAUUCAGAGAUCUUGUUUAUAGGCAUUGAAGGGUGGCUCAUAAAAACCCGUGCUGAUUACUUGAACAAGUGGUACUGCAGUUUUUGGUUGUUGGGUCGCAGCUGCUAAUUUUAAAAAAAAGAAAAAAAGAAGAAGGAAAAACUGUCUUUAUGAUAAGACUUUGGUGGUGUACAAAGCAGGUGAUUGAGUUUCUUUGAGAGUUAUUAUCCAUAUCUAUAAGCAUGAAGGCUCCCUCUAAUGGGUUUUUGGCUACUUCUGGAGAAGCACUGGUUUUGAUUGUUUGACGUUGCUCAAACCAAUGACAGAUUUUGAUUGGCGUAAUAAAAGCAAUAUUUUAGUAAUCUACUGUAGGUUCACCUUCACAUCAGUAGUAAAGAUAAAAACAAAAGAAAGGAGAGAGGAAGAGUAUUAAUUCAGAGUUAUGGCAUGCAUGUGCUGGGCCACUGGUUUCUUUGCCUCCAGUUGGAAGUCUCGUGGUUUACUUCCCUCAAGGUCACAGUGAACAAGUUGCAGCUUCAAUGCAGAAGGAGACCGAUUUCAUACCUAACUACCCCAACCUUCCAUCAAAGUUGAUUUGCAUGCUUCAUAAUGUCACAUUGCAUGCUGAUCUAGAGACAGAUGAGGUCUAUGCACAGAUGACACUCCAGCCGGUAAACAAAUAUGACAAAGAAGCAUUACUGGCAUCAGACAUUGGCCUCAAGCAUAGUAGGCAACCUGCUGAGUUCUUCUGUAAAACUCUUACAGCUAGCGAUACAAGUACUCAUGGUGGAUUUUCUGUACCUCGUCGGGCAGCUGAGAAGAUCUUCCCAGCUUUAGACUAUUCAAUGCAACCCCCGGCUCAGGAACUAGUUGCUCGAGAUUUGCAUGAUAAUGCAUGGACAUUCAGACAUAUUUAUCGCGGCCAACCGAAGAGGCACCUGCUGACUACAGGUUGGAGUGUCUUUGUUAGCACAAAAAGACUCUUUGCUGGAGAUUCUGUUCUUUUUAUAAGAGAUGAAAAAUCACAGCUUCUAUUGGGUAUUAGGCGUGCUAACAGACAGCAGCCAGCUCUCUCUUCAUCAGUCAUAUCCAGUGACAGUAUGCAUAUUGGAAUUCUUGCUGCUGCCGCACAUGCAGCUGCAAAUAACAGCCCGUUUACAAUAUUUUACAACCCAAGGGCAAGUCCUUCUGAGUUUGUGAUUCCCUUAGCCAAGUAUAAUAAAGCAAUGUAUACACAAGUCUCACUUGGCAUGCGAUUCAGAAUGAUGUUUGAGACUGAGGAGUCAGGAGUACGCAGAUACAUGGGCACAAUUACUGGUAUAAGUGAUUUAGACCCAGUAAGAUGGAAAAAUUCGCAGUGGCGCAAUCUUCAGGUUGGAUGGGAUGAAUCAACUGCUGGUGAACGGCCAAGUCGAGUUUCAAUUUGGGAAGUUGAACCUGUUGUAACUCCUUUCUACAUAUGUCCGCCUCCAUUUUUCAGACCCAAGUUUCUCAAACAACCAGGGAUGCCAGAUGAUGAAUCUGACAUAGAGAAUGCUUUCAAGAGAGCCAUGCCUUGGCUUGGAGAUGAUUUGGGCAUGAAGGAUGCUUCGAACUCAAUUUUCCCAGGUUUGAGUUUAAUGCAGUGGAUGAGCAUGCAGCAAAAUAAUCAAUUUUCAGCUGCUCAGUCGGGAUUUUUCCCAUCUAUGGUUUCUCCAACUACACUGCAAAGUAAUGUUAGUACUGAUGACCCAUCCAAAUUAUUGAGCUUUUCAAACCCAGUCCCAUCGGGGCCAAGUGUCCAGUUCAAUAAAGCUACUCCACAAAACCAAGUCAAUCAAGUGCAACAGCCACCUGUGACAUGGCCUCAACAACAGCAGCUGCAUCAGCUAUUACAGAAUCCUGCAAACCAACAACAGCAUAAUUACUCCCAGCAUCAACUGCAGCAAUUGUUACAGAGUCAGCCAAAUCAACCCCCGCAGAAUCACUCACAACAGCAACAGCAACAGCAACAGCGGCAGCAACAUCAGCAUCAGCAGCAACUACAGCAUCAGCAGCAACAGCAGACACAACAGCAACCACAGCAGCAACAGCAGCAGAUAUGCCAACCUCCGCUUGUAAAUAAUGCUGUGGUUGCUCCUAACCAGAUCCCAAACCAAAGUUUGAAACAGCCAGCUGUAUACUCUCAGCUUCAACAACAGCAAUUACUUACAGGCAGUACUCAAUCCCAGCAAAAUGUGCAGCCUAGUAAGAAUUCAGUUCAGCUGACAUCAUUGCCACAAGACUCCCACUUUCAGCAACAGAUGGAACUGCAAACAAGCCUUUCGGCAAAACAGCAGCCGACACAAAUGCAGCAGAAUCCACUACAGUUUCUGCAGCAAAGCCUGUCUCAGAGAGCACAACAGCAGCCACAAGUACAACAAUUAUCACAACAGGGCCUCUCAGAACAACAGCUUCAAUUGUUACAGAAAUUACAGCAGCAACAACAGCAACAACAGCAACAACAGCAACAACAGCAACAACAGCAACAGCAGCAACAGCAGCAGCAGUUACUCUCCCCACAAAGCUCACUUUUGCAGCCCCAAAUGCUACAGCAACAUCAGGCACAUCAACAACACCCACUACAAUCAUUGCCAUUGUCUCAACAUCACCAGCAACACCAGCAACAGCUUAGCAGCAAUAGCUUCUCAGCAGAAAAGCUUCUCAACGUUCACUUCUCAAAUUCAACAUUAACACCAUCUCAACAGAUUCCAGUCAGCCAACCACAGAGCCACCACAAGUCACCUACAGCAAUGAGAGCCAAUUCUGGGCUUACAGAUGGAGAUGCUCCAUCAUGUUCAACCUCCCCUUCUACAAAUAAUUGCCAGGUUUCUCCAUCAAACCUUCUGAACAGAAACCAACAAGGACAACCCAUACUAAUGUCGGACUCGGUGGUGGAACCUGCAGUUAAUUUGGUUCAAGAGCUUCAAAGCAAGUCUGAUAUUCGAAUCAAACAUGAAAUGCCCUGUUCAAAGGGACCAGACCAGCUUAAAUAUAAAGGUACUAUCACUGAUCAGUUGGAAGCUUCCUCUUCUGGAACAUCAUAUUGUCUGGAUGCUGGCGCAAUCCAACAGAGCUUCCCACUCCCAACCUUCUGUUUGGAUGGUGAUGUCCAAUCACAUCCUCGAAAUAAUAUUCCUUUUUCAGCUAACAUUGAUGGAUUGCCACCAGACACUUUGUUGUCUAGAGAAUACGACUCUCAGAAAGAUCUUCAAAACUUACUUUCAAAUUAUGGGGGUACUCCGAGAGAUAUUGAGACAGAGUUGUCCACUGCUGCGAUCAGCUCUCAGUCAUUUGGCGUUCCUAACUUGCCUUUCAAGCCUGGGUGCUCAAAUGAGGUUGCAAUCAACGAAGCUGGGGUCUUGAGCAAUGGAUUGUGGGCUAAUCAGACUCAACGAAUGAGAACAUAUACAAAGGUGCAAAAGCGUGGCUCCGUUGGGAGGUGUAUUGAUGUGACCCGUUAUAAAGGGUAUGAUGAACUCAGGCACGAUUUGGCCCGCAUGUUUGGGAUUGAAGGGCAACUAGAAGAUCCGCAGAGGACUGACUGGAAGCUUGUGUAUGUAGACCAUGAAAACGACAUACUUCUUGUUGGUGAUGAUCCAUGGGAGGAGUUUGUAAACUGCGUUCAGAGCAUAAAAAUACUUUCAUCUGCUGAAGUGCAGCAGAUGAGUUUGGAUGGAGAUCUGGGUAACAUCCCAGUUCCCAAUCAAGCUUGUAGUGGAACUGACAGUGGAAAUGCAUGGAGGGGACAGUAUGAUGAUAACUCAGCAGCUUCCUUUAACCGGUAAAAAUUUUCUAAGAUGAAAAUAAAAACACGACUAGUUUAAAGCCUUUAAUAUGUGUUUCCCAUUGAGGAUGAAAAAGAAGUCUUACGGCAUGUGGGACAAAGUUUUUCUACAAGGAUGUGUUGAAGGAAUGAGGGACAGUUUUUCUACAAGGAUGUGUUGAAGGAAUUGUGUUGAAGGAAUGAGCUCCUGUUUUUCCAAAAUGUGUAGGUAAUCCUUUUUCAGUUUGAUAUAGUUGGCAGAAAAUACAGAUUCCAGCUUCUACUCUUUGGUUGCCAAGCCAGGCCUUAAAAACAGUUGGAAGUUUUUGCAGAGGUACGGCAGCAAAAAUGGCAAAUGAUGUACAACAAGAUCUUUUUUAUUAUUAUUAUUAUUAUUAUUAUUUUGGUUUAAUAUAUAUAUAUAUAUAUAUAUAUAUUUGAGACUGAUUUAACAAUCCCGUUAUUAGUUUGUAAAUUCUGUGAUAGAGAACAAAUCAUUGUGAGGAAAUAUUUUACUAGCUGUAGCAACGAACUGUUUGGACAAUAUACAAUGGCAUUCUAACUGUUCCACGAUGAUUAUUAUUGAAAAUCAUUGUGCCACAGGCGGGCAUUAAUUUCCAGUGUAUUUCUUUGUAGACUCUCUAGUUGUAUAUAUAUGUAUUUGAGGUUGGCUACAAAAAUUUCAAGUGCCUUGCUUGCUACUCAGCAUCACAUUUCUUCCUCACUCUGCAAAAUCUUCUGAAGCAGUUUAUAAUUUAUUACUAAAAGAACAUAAGGAAGCAAAUAGAGAGAUGGUGAAAUUAUUAAUAUUAAGAAAUCCAUUGAGUGACCUAAAAGAGAUGACCAUUAGACUUAGGAUAAAAUUAGUAUAGAACAAAAAAAUACUUGGAAUAAAAUUCAUAAAUGGAUGCUUAAAAACUAUCACAUUUUUUUUUUUUCUUUUUUCGGGUGAAUGAUUAAAAACUAUCAGCUAGUUCCGUCAACUAAAUGCCUAAACACGGCUCUUUUUUUAAGAAAAAAAAAAUUUUCUAAUAACAAAUCGAUUUUCCUGUUUUGUUAACAAAUGCGCAAUGCUUUACCGCGACGAAGCACGUAUGUUUUGGGACUAAAAUUUAUUAUUUGAAACCCCAAAGAAAAUUAAAAAUACUUGCAACAUUCAAAUCAUAUUAUUUGUCAGUUAAUUUGAAACAAAUGUUACGUUCAUUUAGAUUUCUUUUUCGCUGACUCACAAACUUUCACUUCUCUUUUUUUUUUUUUUUUCAACUUAGUUAAACCCAAUUUUUACGAAAGAACCUUUGUAUUAUCCAAAACGCAAAUAUAGAUUCAUCUCAUCACAACCGAAGGUCCAGAUUUAGAUCCGGAAAAAUUCAA